Molecule: messenger RNA, 1059 nt
Organism: Durotheca rogersii
Lineage: Eukaryota; Fungi; Ascomycota; Sordariomycetes; Xylariales; Xylariaceae
Exons: 2
Coding region: 297-926 (209 amino acids)
Source: RefSeq, a predicted model, not a curated record
UCCGUGACAAGCCUGUGUGAUCGCUUAGGUUUGUGAUACUGAGUAGCCUCUCUCGACAGCUCUCGAGGUGGACGGAGACGACCGACACGAUCCGCCUGAAUCGGCCGGCUCGUGGCGCUUGGCGGGCAUAAUAACGCAUAUCGACGUAAGGCCUUUAAGUCCGCGCGUCUGCGAUCGUGUCCAAGUAGCAGGGCCCGGUUCAGAAUAAAAUGCCUAUGCUGGCGAGGGACGGCGACCUCCUCCUCGUGCUCCGCCGAUGCAUGACCGACGGUAAGUGACCAAGGCAGGGAAAACGGAUGAUUAUGCUUCCCCCUUUUUUCUCUUCUCCCUUAGGCCGUCAUACGUUCCAGGCUCUGUCGACGGGAGGACUUAGAUCCGUGCGUGUCACGAGACGCAACGCCUCCGGCACCGUUCCUCACAGCCCGCCCCCUUCCCGGAUUCGAGUGUUGUUUUCCGUAGAAUUGCACACAUGUCAGCUGGGUCGUUUAAUGUUAUUCGCGACAAGAAGGCUCGAGCCUCUCUGUCCCCAUCGAAUUCCGUCUGAUCGACCGCGAGCGCUGUGGGAGGCGGCAACAUGCCUCCUUAAGCGCCGACGAAGUUGGGUACCUCCUAGCAUUACCGACGUAGUAGGUAGAGGUACCUACCUACCUACCUGUAGGUACCUAACCUACACCGCGGAGGAGGCAGGUUCUGGGUCAGUCAAACCCCCUACCGCAUUUGUGUAUGUACGAUGUCUUCGGUCUCUCCCUCUUCUUCUUCCGCUUCUUCUUGUUUCUCUUCCUCCUCUUUACAGGAAGAGGAAGGGAUUUCUAAACGGACCGGUUUGCUGCCGUCGCGCGUGUCUGUCUACUACGUACUAUAGAUACUACGUACCUACAUUGGAUGCGUACCGACCGACCCCUGCCGCGCGAGGCCGCAAGGCGUGAUCGCUGAUGUAGGUAUGCACCUACUAGGCCGUAGGACCUUGGGGCCCUUCGGGUCGGACCCCAGUGCGAUGACGAGGACGAUGCCACCCGUAACCGGCAGACCCCAGCCAGGCCUCGAACAACAGGUACGUAU